This is a messenger RNA of Heterocephalus glaber (naked mole-rat), 5190 nucleotides long. It is a transcript of the gene Glce, whose product is annotated as glucuronic acid epimerase. NCBI's taxonomy places the organism in Eukaryota, Metazoa, Chordata, Mammalia, Rodentia, Bathyergidae. Gene Ontology annotation, cellular component: Golgi apparatus. The record is from RefSeq and is a predicted model, not a curated record. Gene Ontology annotation, biological process: heparan sulfate proteoglycan biosynthetic process. Gene Ontology annotation, molecular function: heparosan-N-sulfate-glucuronate 5-epimerase activity.
GCGCGGGGGUCGGAGCCGCGGCACCGCAGGCCUGGGCCGCCGCUCGCGCGCCACCCCGCUCUCGUCCUCGGGGCUCUGGGUCCGCUCGCUCUUCACCUCUGCCCAGCUCUGGAGUUUGGGAAGGCCAAAGCUGAAGAACCUGCCCUUGGCAAGGUCCUUCCUACUGCGUCAUGCCACAGUGGAAGGAUUAAUUCUGGCAACUGUGUGGAGAAAAGACUGAAAGAGAACAAGGGCAGAAGCAGGGAGCCACCCAGGAGGCUGUUGCUGUAAUCCAGAUGAGAGAGAGGAAUUUAACAAGAAACCGAAGUUUUGGUUCAAAUAUAUUUUGAAUUGAAGCCAGAAAUGUGCUAGGCUUUAGAUUCUUUCAUUUGAUUAAGGUAUGGUCUGAAUAUGCGUUGCUUGGCAGCCCGGGUCAACUAUAAGACUUUGAUUGUCAUCUGUGCAUUCUUCACUUUGGUCACAGUACUUUUGUGGAAUAAGUGUUCCAGUGAUAAAGCGAUCCAGUUCCCACGACAUUUGAAUAGUGGCUUCCGAGUGGACGGAUUAGAUAAAAGAGCAGCAGCAUCCGAGAGUAACCACUACGUGAACCAUGGGCCCAGACAGCAGUCUGAGGAGGCCUUUCCCCAGGAGCAGCAGAAAGCGCCCCCUGUCGUCGGGGGUUUCAAUAGCAAUAGGGGAAGUAAAGUGUUAGGGCUCAAAUACGAGGAAAUUGACUGUCUCAUAAAUGAUGAACACACAAUUAAAGGGAGACGAGAGGGAAAUGAAGUCUUUCUUCCAUUCACAUGGGUAGAGAAAUACUUUGACGUUUAUGGAAAGGUGGCUCAGUAUGAUGGCUAUGAGCGGUUUGAAUUCUCUCACAGCUAUUCCAAAGUCUAUGCACAGAGAGCCCCCUAUCACCCCGAUGGUGUGUUCAUGUCUUUUGAAGGCUACAACGUGGAAGUCCGAGACAGAGUCAAGUGCAUAAGUGGGGUUGAAGGUGUGCCAUUAUCUACACAAUGGGGACCUCAAGGCUAUUUCUACCCAAUCCAGAUUGCACAGUAUGGGUUAAGUCAUUACAGCAAAAAUCUGACUGAGAAACCCCCUCAUAUCGAGGUGUAUGAAACAGCAGAAGACAGGGACAAAAACAGCAAAACUAAUGACUGGACUGUGCCCAAGGGCUGUUUUAUGGCCAGUGUGGCUGAUAAGUCUAGAUUCACCAAUGUUAAGCAGUUCAUUGCCCCAGAAACCAGCGAGGGUGUAUCCUUGCAACUGGGAAACACGAAAGAUUUUAUUAUUUCCUUUGACCUCAAGUUCCUGACAAAUGGGAGUGUGUCCCUGGUUCUGGAGACCACAGAAAGGAAUCAGCUCUUCACUGUACAUUAUGUCUCAAACACGCAGCUGAUUGCUUUUAAAGAAAGAGAUGUGUACUAUGGCAUUGGGCCCAGAACUUCGUGGAGCACGGUGACUAGGGAUCUGGUCACUGACCUCAGGAAAGGAGUGGGUCUCUCCAACACAAAAGCUGUCAAGCCUACCAAAAUAAUGCCCAAAAAGGUGGUAAGGUUGAUUGCAAAGGGGAAGGGAUUCCUGGACAACAUCACCAUCUCUACCACAGCCCACAUGGCCGCAUUCUUCGCUGCUAGUGAUUGGCUGGUGAGGAACCAGGAUGAGAAGGGGGGCUGGCCCAUUAUGGUGACCCGAAAGUUAGGGGAAGGCUUUAAGUCCUUAGAGCCAGGGUGGUACUCUGCAAUGGCCCAAGGGCAAGCCAUGUCCACACUGGUAAGGGCCUAUCUGUUAACAAAAGACCACACAUUCCUCAAUUCAGCUUUACGGGCAACAGCCCCUUACAAGCUCCUAUCCGAGCAGCAUGGAGUCAAAGCUGUGUUUAUGAAUAAACACGACUGGUAUGAAGAAUAUCCAACCACUCCCAGCUCUUUCGUUUUAAAUGGCUUUAUGUAUUCCUUAAUUGGACUGUAUGACUUAAAAGAAACUGCAGGGGAAAAGCUUGGCAAAGAAGCGAGGUCCUUGUAUGAGCGUGGCAUGGAGUCCCUCAAAGCCAUGCUUCCUUUGUACGACACUGGCUCAGGAACCAUCUACGACCUCCGACACUUCAUGCUGGGCAUCGCACCCAACCUGGCUCGCUGGGACUACCACACCACACACAUCAACCAGCUGCAGCUGCUCAGUACCAUCGAUGAGUCCCCCAUCUUCAAAGAAUUUGUCAAGAGGUGGAAGAGCUACCUUAAAGGCAGCAGGGCAAAGCACAACUAGAGCUCACAACCAAAACCACAUUCAGCCUCCUCUGAGUGGAAACUGCGGGCUCUAUCUCAGCGGAGCACAGGCACAUUUUAAAAGGUUGUGUGCUAGGUUUUAUGAAUGAUAGCAGAGUGAUAAGUGACCCUUAAAGACACUCUUCUGAAAUACUUGCAUUCUGUGGCUGGAUGUUUAAGAGUGCAGGUGGCAUUUAGAACAGAGUGUUUAGUCUGGUCUUCACCUUCUCCUCCCCUUCUCGGUCCUACCCGCUGUCCAGUCACUACUCUGAGAUCAGAUUGGGGGUAGGGGUGGGGGGCAAGUAGCUCUCCUUGGCCGGCACUUACCUGAAAACCUAGUAUGGAGCUCUUUUAAAAUGUGACUAUUUAUGUUUAUGUUGAAAGCAGACUUCAAAACAAUGAUGUGCUGUAAUACAGUAAAUACGUACUUGUAGCCUGGAUAGAGGACUGUGUAGAACUAUGGAAAAACAUAUUUCUUUCCUGUAGACUUGUUUCUUGGGAGCAAAUGAGUAUUUGUUCAAUUUGUUAUAUACAGAGAAUAUUUUGAAUUGUGAUUGUUGGGUUUUUUGUUUUUUUUUUUAAAUGUGUAAAUUAAAAACACAGUGUUCAGGCUUCACAGUUCUAUAAACGUAAGCACAACUUAAAAUGAAACUUGUUGACUGCACAAGAAAUUACAAAAAUGUUAUCUGUUUUGUGAAACUUGAUCUAUAAUCAGUAAAAGUUUGAUAAUCAGUCUGUCCCCAAAGUGAUGAUUUUCACUAUUGAGGAUUUUGUAUUUAAUUUCAGACUAUGCGUUGAGAGUUUUAUCCACUUUAGGGGAUAAAACCCCAACGUUUGGGGGGUUGUUACGUGGAUUGUUUAUUACCCUCCUGAUUUUGGGAAGGAGCUACGAAUUUUAAGGCCACCCUGACAGGACUUUCCCCCUUUGAGGAAAAAUAGUGGGUUAAAUAUCACAUACAUGAGUCAUAGGUUUUUCCUGCCUAGCUUAUUCUUGACUAUCACUUUCCACAUCACUGGUUCUGUUGUUUUUCUUUGAAAUUUAAUUUUAAUUUAUUCCAGCUGUUAAAUAAGAAAUGCUACUUAAUUUGCUGUCCAUUUAUAAUCAGAUCUUUGUUGAGGCUAUGGAUCCUACUGAACCUCACGUGAGUAGGUUUCCUAACCCUUACACCAUGGGCAGUGUCUGCUAUCGGGCCUCAGCCAUUAAGUUCAAACCAGCAGGGGCUGAAUUUGCUCUGGUUUUUGUUUUAGGGUCUAAUAGAAACCUGAACUGAUCCUGUCACAUACAGUUUGGAAAUAUGAGACCCCACAUUUUCAAGGGACUGAAACAACAGUGUGACCUCUCUCAGAUGUACCUGUAAGGGCCAGGAGAGUUACCUGCUACACACUGUAUCAUGACUGAAUUCAGCCUGCCAAGCACUACUUAGAAACUAGAAAAUACAUACAUAGAGACGUAUGUGGUAUAUAUGUUAAACAUAUUUAUUAGCAUCCAGAGGGGCAGGAGUGAAGAAGAAACAGCCCUACACUGAAGACAGUACUAAGCUGGCCAUAGAAAAAUAAGCUUAAACUCCCAGUUUAUGUGAUGACUCUUAAUUCUGCCUGUAACACAAGCAGCUGUGGGUUGUUAGGUUUCCCCUAGCCAUUGAGCUUUGUAGUUCUUACACAGUAGAUGUCUCAGCAUUUGAAUGUCCACGUUUUAUUGUCUCAACUAUAAAAAUGAGGACUCCCUCACUUUUCAAUAUUGAUAUUAAAAGUAAACUCUCCAAUCCUGGAACCUUUUAGAUUUCAUGUAUGUCACUGCUUAGAACAGUGCAGACUUCUGCUUUGUGUUUGUGCGCUGGUCUUCAGAUGAGGGGAAUCAGUAGGGACAGCGUGGUCCUGCUCCUGGGACAGGUUCCAGUGCCUUAACAGUACGGCUGUCCUUUUCCACCAAAUAGGGAAAGGCUUUAGACCCAGAAACGGCGCAUUGCUGAUGGAUUUACACUGCCUUCCACAUGGCAACAGCAGCUCAGUUUGUCUUUUGAUCUGGAAUUUUCAGAGAGGAUGAGUUGAACCCAUCGCGACAUUAUCAGUACGGAGCAGGGCUUGUCAAGCUGCAGGACACCUCAGAGUUCCCUGUGAACUUGUCAGAUGCAGCUCCCAACCCCCAGUGAGUCUGCCUGUUUCUUCUUUAAUUAUUCUGGCCUUACUUGAGCCCAGCAAGCAGGAGAACCUGUUAUACCAGCAUGCAGGAGACUGCCAUGGGCGGGCUGAACCCUGCCUGGGAUCAUGCCCCGCAUGGUGGCCUCGAGACACGGAGAGCCUUUCCUGGGGUUCCAAAUCCUGUAAAAUGUUUACUUAUUCUGCGUUUAGAGAAUAAGGAGGGUAUUUUAAAGUUGUGUUUCUUUCAAUGUUUCUUUAAGAUUAUAGGUAUUGAGGGGUUUUUUGCUUGAGUUAGCUUUAAUAUUAAAUCUGUAGCCACUUCAGUUGCAAAACCAGCCAAAAGUUUCCAGAAGGUCAGGUUGACCCUUCAGGCGUCACUGUACAUAAAGGCUUCAUUGAGAGCCCCCCAGUGUACGGGAGCACCUGCAGGACUGACCCAAGCACAACACUCCAGAUGCAGUGGUCCCUUUCUUUGUUGUAUGCACACUUUCACUGAAAGCUGCUAUUUCCAUCCUCCUCUAGCUGUUUUUCUUGUUCCUCCUCCAUUGUACAUGUGGGUUCUACACCAUGUGUUAAAUAUGCAAUAAAGUGUUUACCGGAUGCCCUUCUGAAGGGUAGUCCUUUGUAAAGCUGUACAGACUUUGCAGUUUAAGCACAAUGUGCACAUGUUAGUUUUCUAUACAGCAAAACUUGAUUUUUGCAGAUGGAAAGGUAUUUUGUUUCUAUACAAAGUAAAUGGAUUGUUUGUGCUUAAUGUAAAGCUGCUUUAUAAAAUUGUACAAUAAAGUUUUUAUCUGAAGAGGAA